AUGUUCCGCAAGAUAGUGAUUGACGAGGCUUUGAUCUCAGCUUUUGUGGAGAGGUGGCAACCAGACACGAACACCUUCCACUUGCCUUUUGGAAAGAUGACGAUCCUCCUCCACGAUGUUCAGUACUUACUGCAGAUUCCUGUUGAGGGACGACUGAUGAGUAGGACUUCUGCGCAGCUUGACCAUCCGGAGGUGGGUUUGUGUGCGCUUCUUGGGAUGAACUCGGAACAGUUGAGUGGUCGUUCGGAGGCCCCUGGAUUUGGUAAUAGGGGUAAGUGGUACAAGAAGGGUGGUUUUCUUGCGGAGAUGGCGUCCAGAUACUUGCAGGUGAACUGGACACAUGUGACAGAGAUGCAGUCGUACUUGUUGUUGAUGUUGGGGUCCACUUUAUUUGUGGACAAGAGUAGAGACAGGGUUCGGCUGGUGGUGAACCUAUUUUUGGACGAGUUGGAGGAGAUAGAUCAGUACAGUUGGGCGUCAGGUAUACUUGUUUGGUUGUACAGAUGCCUUGGUCAGGCGUCUCGUGUUGGUGCCAGGGGGUGGCUGGUUGUCUCACACUUCUGCAGUGUUGGAUCUACGAGUACUUUCCGGGUUUCAGGCCAUCUCACUUUGAGCCAACUGUCGUUGGACCUGAUGAGGCUUGGGCUUCACGAUGGAUUGGGCAGCCGGCACCUGGUUCUGUGGCUGAUCCCAGUGUGA
Molecule: messenger RNA, 699 nt
Organism: Linum tenue
Lineage: Eukaryota; Viridiplantae; Streptophyta; Magnoliopsida; Malpighiales; Linaceae
Source: the annotation of a GenBank genome assembly